Molecule: messenger RNA, 4493 nt
Organism: Jaculus jaculus (lesser Egyptian jerboa)
Lineage: Eukaryota; Metazoa; Chordata; Mammalia; Rodentia; Dipodidae
Gene: Kif4a
Product: kinesin family member 4A
Exons: 31
Coding region: 244-3948 (1234 amino acids)
Biological process (GO): mitotic spindle organization; microtubule-based movement
Molecular function (GO): microtubule binding; microtubule motor activity; ATP binding
Source: RefSeq, a predicted model, not a curated record
UUGAAACUUGGCGGUUAAAGCUCCAGUUCGGAUAGGGCGCCGGGAGUCCGGGGAAGCCCUGUGUUUUCUUUGACUCCACUCUUCAGUGUCGGAACUGACCGGCCCAUUUCGUCGAGACCCAGUCUGAGGGCGAGCAAGGCAGAAACUGCGACCCAGUCAAAAGGGAGGCUACCACCGCGACUGCCAAAUCCUCCGAGGAGGACCUUCCAAACCCCGCCAAAGAGGCGGUGCUGAGCGAGGACCAUGAAGGAAGAAGUGAAGGGGAUUCCCGUAAAAGUGGCACUGCGCUGUCGUCCUCUAGUUCCUAAAGAGAUCAGCGAGGGCUGCCAAAUGUGCCUUUCCUUCGUGCCCGGAGAGCCGCAGGUGGUGGUUGGUACUGAUAAAUCCUUUACCUACGAUUUUGUGUUUGACCCCUCUACUGAACAAGAAGAGGUCUUUAAUACAGCCGUAGCACCACUCAUAAAGGGCAUAUUUAAAGGCUACAAUGCAACUGUCUUGGCCUAUGGGCAAACUGGCUCUGGAAAAACCUAUUCAAUGGGAGGUGCAUACACUGCAGAGCAAGAACAUGAACCAACCGUUGGAGUCAUUCCUCGGGUAAUACAACUGCUCUUUAAAGAAAUUGAUAAAAAGGGUGACUUUGAAUUUACUCUGAAAGUGUCUUAUUUGGAGAUUUACAAUGAAGAAAUUUUGGAUCUUCUUUGCCCAUCUCGCGAAAAAGCAUCACAAAUAAAUAUCCGGGAGGAUCCUAAGGAAGGCAUAAAGAUUGUGGGACUAACUGAGAAGACUGUUCUAGUUGCUUCGGAUACUGUUUCCUGUUUAGAGCAGGGCAACAACUCUAGAACUGUGGCCUCCACAGCUAUGAACUCCCAGUCAUCCCGAUCUCAUGCCAUCUUUACAAUCUCCAUAGAACAAAGAAAGAGAAAUGACAAAAAUAGCAGCUUUCGCUCUAAACUGCAUCUUGUUGACCUUGCUGGAUCAGAAAGACAGAAGAAAACCAAGGCUGAAGGAGAUCGUCUAAAGGAGGGUAUUAAUAUUAAUCGAGGCCUUCUGUGCUUGGGGAAUGUAAUCAGUGCUCUUGGAGAUGACAAAAAGGGUAACUUUGUUCCGUACAGAGAUUCCAAGUUGACUCGACUCCUUCAAGAUUCUUUAGGAGGUAAUAGCCAUACACUUAUGAUAGCCUGUGUGAGUCCUGCUGACUCCAAUCUAGAGGAAACGUUAAAUACCCUUCGCUAUGCUGACAGAGCAAGAAAAAUCAAGAACAAGCCUAUCAUUAAUAUUGAUCCCCAAAGAGCUGAACUUAAUCAUCUUAAACAACAGGUACAACAGUUACAGGUCUUGUUGCUACAAGCUCAUGGAGGUACCCUGCCUGGAUCUAUAAAUGUGGAACCAUCAGAGAAUCUACAAUCACUGAUGGAGAAGAAUCAGUCCCUGGUUGAGGAAAAUGAAAAAUUAAGUCGUGGUCUGAGUGAGGCAGCUGGUCAGACAGCACAGAUGUUGGAGAGGAUCAUUUUGACAGAGCAAGCAAAUGAAAAAAUGAAUGCCAAGCUAGAAGAGCUCAGGCAGCAUGCAGCCUGCAAACUUGAUCUUCAAAGGUUAGUGGAGACUUUGGAAGAUCAGGAGUUAAAAGAAAAUGUAGAAAUAAUUCGUAACCUGCAACAAGUGAUUACCCAGCUAUCGGAUGAAACUGUGGCAUGCAUGGCUGCAGCCAUUGAUACUGCAGUGGAACCAGAAGCUCAAGCAGAAAGCAGUCCAGAGACUAGCAGAUCUUCUGAUGCUUUCACCACUCAACAUGCACUACGCCAAGCUCAGAUGUCUAAGGAGCUAAUUGAGUUGAAUAAAGCUCUUGCACUGAAAGAGGCUCUAGCUAGGAAGAUGACUCAGAAUGACAGCCAACUACAGCCCAUUCAGUUCCAAUACCAGGAUAACAUUAAAAAUCUGGAAUUGGAAGUCCUCAGUCUCCAGAAGGAAAAAGAAGAAUUGCUUCUUGAACUCCAAACAGCAAAGAAGGAUGUCAACCAAGCCAAGUUGAGUGAGCGCCGCCGCAAACGUCUUCAGGAGCUAGAGGGUCAAAUAGCUGAUUUGAAAAAGAAACUACAUGAACAAUCCAAACUCCUAAAACUGAAGGAAUCCACAGAGCAUACUGUCUCCAAACUGAAUCAGGAGAUACGGAUGAUGAAAAGCCAGCGAGUACAGUUAAUGCGUCAAAUGAAAGAAGAUGCUGAGAAGUUUAGACAGUGGAAGCAACAAAAAGACAAAGAAGUAAUCCAGUUGAAAGAACGAGACCGUAAGAGGCAAUAUGAGCUGCUCAAACUUGAAAGAAACUUCCAGAAACAGUCCAAUGUGCUCAGACGUAAAACUGAGGAGGCAGCAGCUGCUAACAAGCGUCUAAAGGAUGCUCUACAAAAGCAAAAGGAGGUUGCAGAUAAACGGAAAGAGACUCACAGCCGUGAAAUGGAAGGCACUGCUGCUCGAAUGAAGAAUUGGCUUGGAAAUGAAAUUGAGGUUAUGGUCAGUACUGAGGAAGCAAAACGCCAUCUUAAUGACCUUCUUGAAGAUAGAAAGAUCCUGGCUCAGGAUGUGGCUCAACUCAAAGAAAAAGAAUCAGGAGAGAAUCCACCUCCUAAACUCCGAAGGCGCACAUUCUCACGUGAUGAAAUGCGUGGUCAAAUUUCAGACUCAGAGGAUUCUAUUACAAAGCAGAUUGAAAGCCUAGAGACUGAAAUGGAACUCAGGAGUGCUCAGAUUGCUGACCUACAGCAAAAGCUCCUGGAUGCAGAAAGUGAAGACCGGCCAAAACAACGCUGGGAGAAUAUUGCUACAAUACUGGAAGCCAAAUGUGCCAUAAAAUACUUAAUUGGAGAGUUGGUCUCCUCCAAAAUCCAGGUGAGCAAGCUAGAAAGCAGCCUGAAGCAGAAUAAGGCCAGCUGUGCUGACAUGCAGAAGAUGCUGUUUGAGGAACGAAAUCAUUUUGCUGAGAUAGAGACAGAAUUAAAAGCUGAGCUGGUCAGAGUGGAGCAACAACAUCAAGAAAAGGUGCUGUAUCUUCUCAGCCAGCUGCAGCAAAGCCAGAUGGCAGAGAAGCAGUUGGAGGAGUCAGUCAGUGAAAAGGAACAGCAGCUGCUGAGCACAUUGAAGUGUCAGGAUGAAGAGCUUAGGAAGAUGCAAGAAUUGUGUGAGCAAAAUCAGCAGCUUCUCCAAGAAAAUGAAAUCAUUAAGCAGAAACUAACCCUCCUCCAAGUUGCCAACGUACAGACACCUCAUCUUAAUAAGGAUAUCUUACAAUCGCCAGACUCUUCCUUUGAAUAUGUCCCACCAAAGCCAAAACCUUCUCGAGCCAAAGAAAAGUGUAUGAAGCAAAACCUGGACAACGAGGAUGUCAAAUAUUAUUCAGAGCAUUCUGUGACUGAGCAUGAGGAUGGUGACAGUGAUGGUUAUGGGGAUGAUGGGGAUGAUGAGGAAUGGAAGCCAACAAAGUUAGUUAAGGUGUCCAGGAAGAACAUCCAGGGGUGUUCCUGCAAGGGCUGGUGUGGGAACAAACAAUGUGGGUGCAGGAGGCAAAAUUCAGACUGUAAUGUGGCCUGUAGCUGUGACCCCACAAAAUGUCGGAACCGCCAGCAAGGCCAGGAUAGCUUGGGUACUGUAGAAUGGACCCAGGAUUCUGAAAACUCCUUCAAACUGGAAGAUCCUACAGAGGUAAACCCAGGAUCAAGCUUCUUCAACCCUGUCUGCGCCACUCCCAGUAGCAAGAUCCUAAAAGAGUUGUGUGAUACAGAUCAGAUCCCGCUAAGGAAGAUUGCUCUUAUGCCCUCCUUUGACCACCAAGAACCUAAACAUAUAGCAACAGAAUUACAAGAAAAUAAGGCUCUGGGAAAGAAAAAGAAGCGAGCCCUGGGCAGCAAUACCAGCUUCUUCUCUGGCUGCUCUCCUAUUGAAGAAGAGGUCCAGUGAAGUUGUAGUCACUGUCUUGACCUUCCGUCUACCCUGGACAUGCUCUCAGGCUACAGCCCUGAUGGGAGAGGGGCUAAUGGCUUCUCUGGAUUUUAGGUUUCUUGGCUACUGAGAAAAGAAAGUAUCACUGAAAGGAAGAGGACCUUUGCAGAAUAUUGACCCUUAGUCCAGCCCCUUGACUCUAGAAACUACUUUUUCCAAGAAACUGAAUGGUCUUCCCAAUGAGUCAUCAAGAGCCAGUCCCCAUUACAAUCUAGCUCGCUCUUCUCUGUGAGCAGUUGAGUCUUCUCAUCAUGCAGAUGAGACUAAGGCGGUCCUCUCUCAUAGUCAUCUCAACUUAGCAGAGGAGCCUAGUCCAGGAUGGAGUUCUAGCUCAACUUCCUCACCCCACCUCAGGAAUGGGGCUGGGAACUUCCUGUCCUGAUCCAUGACUUUCUGAAUUUUAAGUGUUUUAAUGGGAACUUUAAUUGUCUGUCAUGUUACUGAAGUAAGUGAAACACUUUUAAAUGUUAAUUAAGUAAAUGAAUAAACCUUAGCCCAUCUAC